This is a messenger RNA of Elaeis guineensis (African oil palm), 2118 nucleotides long. RefSeq names its product protein DEFECTIVE IN MERISTEM SILENCING 3. NCBI's taxonomy places the organism in Eukaryota, Viridiplantae, Streptophyta, Magnoliopsida, Arecales, Arecaceae. The record is from RefSeq and is a predicted model, not a curated record.
GGCGACGCUACAACUCCGGCCUCGAUUUUACUUGCACCCCGAUGGUCGCCUGGAGUGCUCGGUGCUCACUUUAAUAAGAUCCUCACGUGACUCCCGCUUGGUGCCUGCAUAGUGGUUAAGAGUCCGGGAAGGGAGGGGGAGAGAAGCGCUCCGGAGGUGGGGUGGGGAAUUUAAACCCCACUCCCGAAGCUAAAGGCGACGAUCGAGCCCUCUUCCGGACAUCUUCCGGCCGCGACGAAGACUCUCUUGUAUUAGAAUUUUCUGCUUUAGAGCCUGUGAACCAAAGUUCUACAAUGCUAGAUGGUGAAAUGCAUGAUGGAGAACUCCAUAAUGUGGAAAUAGUGAAGAACCAUACUCAGAAACUACAAGAUGAUUUACAAAAACUGGCAUUGAAAGUCAAACAUCACGAAGACAACAUGAAAUUUCUCAAAACUCAGAUGGAUAACAUUGAUGAAUCAAUUCUUGAUAUGCAAGUCAAUCUUGGAAAGUAUCAUUCAUCGAGUGCCGCUUUGGAGCAAAGCAAUGAUGUUUCUGCCAUACAAAGUGAGCAGCAGACGGUUGGAAAGAUUUUGCAGCAGGUGAAAACAGCUGCUGGCAUAAUAUGCCAGAUGAAAAUUCGUCAUGGGUUUCAAGCAUCAAAGUUACAAUUGACAAAGGAUGUGCUGGGUAUUGUAGCUACACUUGGAAAAGUAAAUGAUGAUAACCUUAGUAGGCUUUUCUCAGAGUACUUGGGAUUGGAGACUAUGCUGGCUAUUGUUUGCAAGACAUAUGAGGGCGUUAAAGCCCUUGAAAAGUAUGACAGAGAAGGCAUGAUUGACAAGAAUGCUGGUCUCCAUGGACUUGGGCCUUCCAUAGGGAGACUUCUGAAUGGAAGGUUUCUUGUCUUUUGUCUUGAAAACUUAAGACCAUAUAUUGGUGAAUUUGUACCUGAAGAUCCACAAAAGAAACUUGCUCUAUUGAAGCCAAGGUUACCUAAUGGGGAGAAUCCACCUGGCUUUAUAGGAUUUGCUGUAAACAUGAUUGAUGUGGACCAUAUGCAUUUAUCUUGCCUCACACCAAAUGGGCAUGGCCUGAGGGAGACCCUAUUUUAUACCUUAUUUUCCCACUUACAAGUAUAUAAAACAAGAGGGGAUAUGCAAAAUGCUCUGCCUUUUAUAAGUGAUGGUGCCAUAUCUCUAGAUGGGGGAAUGAUCAAAAGCAGUGGUCUUUUUAACCUUGGUGAUAGGAAGGAUGUUGAGGUUAAAUUUCUGAUAAGUCCUGGGAUUUCAAAACCUGCAAAUGUCAUUGAAAUUGAGGAGAAACUGAAACUUAUGAGCUGGCAAAAAGAAAGGCUUGCAGAAGAUGUCCAAAGAGAAGAAGCAUUACUAAAUCAAGCAAAAAAUUUAUUCAACAUACAAAAGCAAGAGUUUGUGAAGUACCUCAGUGAGACUGCAUCUCAUAUCAAACAGGCACAAUCGAUGGCUGGCAGAACUGGGACACUCUGACUUGAGCUCCUUCCUAACAUGACUUGAAGUUUGAGGCAUGUGGAACAUUCUCAGCUGACUCAGAGUUUCACAUGUUGGAUGGUGGUUGCUGGGUAGGAUGUUUCACAUCUUAUUUUGUGCUUGUUGCGACAAGAAAGAACUGUUCCUUCAUCAGGCGCUAAUAAGUGUAACAGUGGGCAUGAAUGGAGAAGCUAGGUGCACUUUCUUCUAACAAACCUGGAAAAUGUUUACUGAUCUUUAUUUAAUGUCCCUCUGUAGCUUAUGAAACCUUGGAUUAAUCUGAGAAGUAACGGAUAGGUCGUUUCUUGGCCAAAAAAAAGCCUGUGCCAGCUUCAAUGCCCAAAAUUUUGUCAACCUAUGGCUGGCUAGUUGAUAACCUCAAUUCUGCUAGACAUGUUCUCUAGUGAAUACAAUGUAUGUGUUGCACCAUGUGUAAUGGAGGAUAUUCCACCCCUGGAUGAAGUUCUCGCUGGUAACAAAUGCACUUUGACAGCAUCUUUAAGUUCUGGGCUGAAAGGUUUUGCUUAGCUCAGGAUUAAGUUUUUCCCCCAUACAUGUAUUUGCUAAUAUUGGUUCUUGUAGGCUUGUUUUGGUAUGUUUUCAUCCUCAAAUAAUAAUAGCUUUUAUUUUGGUG